CCCCGCCCCGCCGCCCGUCGCAGGUUCGCGCCCCUGGGUGGCGGCGGGUGCGGACGGGCGCGGCGCGCUUCCUCGGGCCGGCGAAGGCGCCCUGCAGCUUCCCCUCAGCCGCUCCUGUGCACGCAGCAGGGAUGUACAUGCAGGUGCAGACGCGCUCCAGCUCCUGCCUCCACCUCAGGAGGGCCCCCGGCGUGCGCUCCUGGUCCCUGCUGGUCGGGAUCUUGUCCAUCGGCCUGGCUGCUGCCUACUACAGCGGAGACAGCCUGGGCUGGAGGCUCUUCUAUGUCACGGGCUGCCUGUUGGUGGCCGUGCAGAACCUGGAGGACUGGGAGGAAGCCAUCUUCAACAAGAACACCGGCAAGGUCAUCUUGAAGACCUUCAGCCUCUACAGGAAGCUGCUGACUCUUCUCAGAGCCGGCCACGACCAGGUGGUGGUCCUCUUGAAUGACAUCCGGGACGUGAACGUGGAGGAAGAGAAGGUCCGAUACUUCGGGAAGGGCUACACGGUGGUGCUGCGGUUUGCCACAGGCUUUUCCCACCCUCUCACCCAGAGUGCCGUCAUGGGCCACCGCAGUGACGUGGAAGCCAUCGCUAAGCUCAUCACCAGCUUCCUGGAGCUGCACCACCUGGAGAACCCCUCGGAGUUGUCUGAGAGCAGCGACAGCGAGGCUGAUGGUCCCGGGAGCCAGAGCUGACAGCCCAGGCUGGCCACGGGGCCCCUCCCGGCCUCACGUUCCAGUCACGCCUGCAGCUGAGUGGCUGCCGCAGGGCCUGCUCAGAGAGCUGCUUGUGCCUUCUGGCCCUGCUGCGUGGACCCUGCACAGAACCACAGGCUGCACCUUUUCCGAGGGCAGGGCCAGGGGGCGCUGGUGGGGGUCUGCUAGGGGAUGUAGGGUGGGGUGCUAUGUCCAGGGAGGCCACAGGGCUGCAGGACCUGAAGUCACUUCUCGGAGUCGGGCAGCAGCCCUGGCGGUGGCACAGCCGGUCUAGGUGGACCCAUCCAUGGCCUCUGAAACAAAGAGGACACCUGGGCUUUCUCCAGCGUGAUGACCACAGGCUACAGGAACGCCCAGUGCUGGGCCAGGCUGCUCUGCGGACACCCCCAUGGCCAGGAGCUUCCCCAGGGCAGCCCCGGCUGCCAGGGAGGGGGCAGAUCCCUGGGCACCCCUGCAGGAGGCAGCCUCUCCCCAUGGCCCGCUUUUCCUGCGCCCCGGCCCAGACAGCUGUCUCCGUUCUCACCAGCACAGCAGCUGGGCUGUCAGCCUGGGCGGGAGCAUCCACUUCCUCCCCUCAGCCUGGGCCGAAGCGUGUGUUGAGAACGCGAAGUGACUCGUGCAGUGUCUCGCAGAGCUGAGAAGGGGGUUCUUGCACCGGAGUUCCAGCCCCUCUGGAACCCUGGAAGGCUCAGCAAGAGGGUGAGCCCUGGGCUGCAGCCAUCCCCCAGGGAUUGAGAGCCGCCAUUCUCCCAAGAAGCCCAGGGCUCUCCAAGGCACAGUGUGUGCCAAGAGUGCCCACCUGGCUGCCUGCCCCUGGCCAUCCCCAUGAGCCUGCACACUGGAUUAGCCAGGCUGCAGUCACCCAGAGGCAGGGUGGAAAGCCACCGGGGAGAGGUGGUGAAUGAGGUCCUCCGGACAGUGCUGCCCUGCAGCCCCUGGGAGGGCCGUGGCCAUUUAAAUGCGGAGUUGGCUUCUAAGUGGGUGGGUCUGGAGUGGCUGUGGGCCACGC
Lepus europaeus (European hare) is the source of this 1725-nucleotide messenger RNA. RefSeq names its product cytochrome b-245 chaperone 1. NCBI's taxonomy places the organism in Eukaryota, Metazoa, Chordata, Mammalia, Lagomorpha, Leporidae. Bases 132 to 695 code for a protein of 187 amino acids. The transcript has 7 exons. The record is from RefSeq and is a predicted model, not a curated record.